AUGAGCCCAACGCCAGUUAUGGAAAAAGAGGUUGCGAAGCCUCUCGCUGCUUAUUCCCCAGGGCAUGUCGUCAGAAUAAGCCCAGAUCUGGCACUACUCUAUAUCUCGGGAACCACUGCACGCCAGGCAGAUGGACAAAUACCUCCAUUUGGUUUUUCGUUUAGCAACGACAUGAAGUUCACAGAACCCGAAGGGCCAAGACCCGCAGCAGUGCAGGCCAAAAUUAUUCUGGAAAAGAUCUCUCAUAUUAUAUCAAAUGCUUCAAAUGGAUCUGGUGGUUUGGAAAAUCUUGUAGAGUUAACAAUCUUCGUCAAAGAUUUGCACAACGACUAUGGUGCCAUAAAUGACGUUUACGAUGUAAUGGUUGGUCAGAAAUUUAGAGAACUGCGAGCUGCCUUGCCUGCAAGGACAUGUGUCCAGGUCAGUGGAAUGCCGCCUGAUGAGAGAACGCUUGUGGAGAUGAAAGGGGUAGCAAGAAUCUAG
Molecule: messenger RNA, 483 nt
Organism: Clonostachys solani
Lineage: Eukaryota; Fungi; Ascomycota; Sordariomycetes; Hypocreales; Bionectriaceae
Source: the annotation of a GenBank genome assembly